AUGGGACUUUUACUCAGCCGGAUUCAGAGUGCCUUGCAGAGCUUCUAUGGGACGGAGGCUCGAAUUCUCCUGCUGGGCCUGGAUGCAGCUGGCAAAACCACCCUCCUCUAUAAGCUGAAGCUGAACGAAACCGUCACGACCAUUCCCACCAUUGGCUUCAAUGUGGAAACGAUUCAGCCCAUCAACAACGUCUCUUUCACCAUGUGGGAUGUGGGUGGUCAAGACCGGAUCAGAGUCCUGUGGAGGCAUUACCAUCCCAACUCAGAUGGGCUGGUCUUCGUGGUGGACAGUGCAGAUUGCACUCGCUUUGAGGAGGCCAAGUCCGAGUUGGAAGCCCUGCUGGAGACCAAGGACUUGCAAGACGUGCCCGUAGUGCUGCUGGCCAACAAGCAAGACUUGCCUGGAGCGUUGCCCCCCCUAGAAGUGGCCGAAAAAAUGGGGCUGAGGAAACUGCGAGGGCACCGGUGGCAUGUGCAGGGCUGUUGUGCUGUGAACGGAGAUGGAAUCCCUGAGGCCAUGUGGAAGCUGUCUGAGAUGGUCAAGGUGUAUCGCAAAGCCCAGGGUAAAUAG
This is a messenger RNA of Podarcis lilfordi (Lilford's wall lizard), 570 nucleotides long. The record is from the annotation of a GenBank genome assembly. Lineage: Eukaryota; Metazoa; Chordata; Lepidosauria; Squamata; Lacertidae.